AUGCUGCUGCUGCUGCUGCUGAUGCUGAUGCUGAUGCUGGCGAUGAGCGACCGCAGCGUCCGAGAUGGGACCUCUAUCAUAAUCCCGCCGUUUCCCCAUUACACUAUUCCUUCCUGCGUCUGGAAAAAGAUUCUUCGGACCAAGCCAGUGGAGUCCAUGUUGGAUUCAGCCAUGACUGGCACGGGCCCCCAUGGGACCAAGCUGGCGCGGGUGCUGUCCACGGUGGACCUGGUGUCCCUGGGUGUGGGCAGCUGUGUGGGAACCGGCAUGUACGUGGUAUCAGGACUGGUGGCCAAGGAGAUGGCCGGGCCGGGGGUCAUAGUGUCCUUCAUCAUUGCGGCUGUGGCCUCCAUACUGUCAGGAGUGUGUUAUGCAGAGUUCGGGGUACGCGUGCCUAAGACCACCGGCUCUGCCUACACUUACAGCUACGUGACGGUGGGCGAGUGUGUGGCCUUCUUCAUCGGCUGGAACCUGAUCUUGGAGUAUCUGAUCGGCACGGCGGCCGGGGCCUCAGCUCUCAGCAGCAUGGCCGACUCGCUGGCCAAUCACAGCAUCAGUAACUUUAUGAUCACACAUGUUGGGACGCUGCAUGGACUGGGUAAAGGUGAGCAGUCCUACCCUGACGUCGUCGCGCUCUUCAUCGCUCUGCUUGUGACCGUUAUCGUGGCGUUGGGCGUGAAAAACUCGGUGGGCAUGAACAACGCUCUGAACGUGAUCAACCUGGUGGUGUGGGUCUUCAUGAUGAUCGCGGGCCUCUUCUUCGUCAACGGAGAGAACUGGGAGGGCGGCCGCUUCCUGCCUUUCGGGUGGUCUGGGGUGAUGCAAGGGGCAGCCACCUGUUUCUACGCCUUUAUUGGCUUUGACAUCAUCGCCACGACGGGAGAAGAGGCGAAGAGUCCCAACACGUCGAUCCCGUACGCCAUCACGGCCUCGCUCAUCACCUGCCUCACCGCCUAUGUGUCUGUGUCUGUGAUCCUGACCCUCAUGGUGCCCUACGGUGAGAUCGACGCAGACGCCCCUCUCAUGGAGAUGUUUGCACUGCAUGGCUGUAUGUUUGCCAAGUACGUGGUGGCGGCGGGCUCCAUCGCAGGGCUGACCGUGUCCCUGCUGGGCUCACUGUUCCCCAUGCCCCGGGUCAUCUACGCCAUGGCAGGAGACGGGCUGCUCUUCAAGUUCCUGGCUAACGUCUCUUCGUACACGGAGACUCCGGCUCUGGCCUGUGUGGUGUCGGGCUUCCUGGCCGCUCUGCUCUCUCUGCUGGUCAGCCUCAGAGACCUCAUAGAGAUGAUGUCCAUAGGAACGCUGCUGGCCUACACUCUCGUGAGCCUCUGUGUUCUGCUGUUGCGUUACCAACCCGAAGGCGACAUUCACGGCUUCGUCAACUUCCUGUCUGAAGAGCAGAACAAAAAACGCAAGGAGGGAGUUCUGGCCGAAUGCGAGAAAGACGCCUGCUCACCCACCUCCGAAGCCGAGGAGUACGGAGGAGCGUCCACCAACACCUGCGGUGCCAAAAACCUGCCUUCCCUGGGCGACAACGAGAUGCUGAUCGGCAAACCGGAUAAAAACGCCUAUAACGCCAACCACCCCAACUACGGCACUGUGGACAUGACCACCGGGAUCGAGUCAGAGGAGACAGAGACGGGAGUGUCCAGGAGGCUGAAGAAGCUGAUCGGCCCGCGAUACUACACCUUGCGGAUCCGGCUGGGGUUACCGGGGAAGAUGGACCGUCCCACUCAAAGCACCGGGAAAACUGUCACUAUCUGCGUGCUGCUGCUGUUUAUCUUCAUCUUCGCUUUUUGUUCUUUUAUCAUUUUUGGAGCCAGCAGUAUCGCAGACGGCAGCUGGUGGGCCUUGCUGCUUCUGGUGCUCUUCAUCUUGAUAUUAACCAUCCUCAUCAUCAUCAUCCUUCAGCAGCCGGAGAACCCUAAACGCCUGCCCUACAUGGCCCCCUGCGUCCCCUUCGUCCCUGCGUCAGCCAUGCUGGUCAACAUCUACCUCAUGCUCAAGCUCUCGGCCAUCACCUGGAUCCGAUUCUCCAUCUGGUGUUUUGUCGGAAUCCUCAUCUAUUUUGGCUACGGCAUGUGGCACAGCACCCUGGAAAUCACGGCCCGUGAGAACGAAGCCCAUGCCUCCACGUACCAGCGCUACGACCAGGGAGUGGACGAGGGCUUCUGCGGCUUCGAUGACGACUUCUACCCCCCCGCCCCGGGAGACUCGUGGGACACCCAGCAGGGGGGGCAGCAGAGCCAGAGUAAGCCCCAAAGUGACGGGACAAAAGCUGGAGGCAGGACCAUAGCCAAUCAUGGGCUCGCUGAAGAAGACCCCAUGGAUUUCUGA
This is a messenger RNA of Knipowitschia caucasica, 2337 nucleotides long. The record is from the annotation of a GenBank genome assembly. Lineage: Eukaryota; Metazoa; Chordata; Actinopteri; Gobiiformes; Gobiidae.